AUGGCUGGACCCGCACCGAACAGUAACCCCUGGCAGAAACGUGUCCGACGAUUAUUCUUUUUCGUUGGAACAGCCUCGACGGUAUGGUUCGUCUCGUCCUAUAUCCUAGAGAGAUUGAAGGAAACUAGAUUGAGAGCGAUCAAGGAGAGAAAACAGAGGGAUCUAAUGAAAAAUCAUUUCACCUCUUUGAUCUCAACUAUAUCAUUCACCCUCUACGCUUUAUUACCUACCAUCCAGCCGACUUUGUUCGAGAGAUAUAAUGUAGAAGAGAUAUCACAGGUUUUACAGGAUAUCUCGUCUACUACAUCAUCAGAAUUAUCGGAAUCUACAAGUAGCUUGGACCCAAAUCAAAAAGUAAACUCGUUGUUACUUUCUGACACUACCCCAAACCCACAUCCACAUGAAGAAGGUACGAGAGCGGAUGUAUCACAACCUAGUCCCAGUCCAAGCUCGAGUCCAAGUCCAGAAGUAGGUGUUGGUUCGACCUCGGAAUCAUGGGCAUCAGAAUUCCAAAAUACCCAAAAUGGUCAAACUAGUCAAAGAAGAGAAAGCAGUUCGAAUUCCGAAACUGAGACCGAAAGUGAGGGGAUGUUAGGUAGCUCGAUAGGACAGAUUGACACGGAGGAUGCGAUGUCUUCAAUCGUCUCUCAAUCCAUUUCUCUUCCUCCUACAGAUACUUCUUCACCUUCUCCACCUUCUGAUCUGAGUAGAUCAGAACAAUUGCAACCCUCCCCUCCUAGAGGGAACAAGCUCCAGGGUAGGUCGAAAAAGGAUUUAUGGAGAGAGUUGAAAUCGCAGAGCUUAACACGAACGAUAACUACAAUAUACUUAUUACCUAUGUUAUACCUCCUUACUGCAUCUCAAUUGUCUAUCUUGGCCAGAUCAAAAUACAUGAAAGAUAUCGAAUCAUCCCUGGAGGACCCUUCUCCUUCCGCCCAAAGUAAAGCUUCUACAGCCGAUAUUCAAGCAGAAGAAGAAGAAGAGGAAGGAUCGACUACACCAGGGAAAUCCCAACCGACCAAAAAGAAAGGAUGGUUCUCUCUUUCUUCAUAUUCGAUCGAGUCGAUGGGUUUAUCAGAAUACGUGGAAUCUUCAAAAUCCAGUAUAUCAUCGUACCUUCCUACUUUCCUAGGCGGUUCGACCAAGUCACAACUAGCACCUAUAAGAGAGAAUGAAGAGAUUAUGGCAUUACGAAGACAAGAGGAAGAAGAGUUGAGAGGUGAAGCGGAGAGAUUGUUCUUAACGUAUAGUUGGUGGUUCUUGAAUGAGGGAUGGAAGGGUAUAGCUGAAAGGGUAGAGGAAAGUGUUGAGAAGAUCUUUGGAUAUAUGCCACUUAAGAGAGAAUUGACCAUUGAAGAUUGGGAGAUGAAAUUGAAAGAAGUAAGAGCAGAGAUUGAGAUGGAAUUGUCUGUCAAGUCGACCAUCGAAUUGUAUGACUUCACAUCGCAUAUCCUCCCUACUAGCUCCUCAGCAUCAACUUCAACCGAUACACCCUAUCCGAGAACACCUUCUGAUCAUUCAUCUUACCUACAAGAAUUAUAUGAUCAAUCCCUUGAGCAGAUCUCUUCGGCAGAUGGAAGAUACUUGAUCGAGAAAGGAAUAUCAACUUUAUUAGGUAGCCUGUUAUCGGAUCUGAAGACUGGAUUGUACCAUCAGCAACCUAAUAGAGCCGGAGUAAGAUUGGUCAAUUGUUUACCUGAGAUCAAUAAAUGGGGGAAGAACGUUUGGGAGGGUAUACCUGAUUCUGGAGUCGAGUCUCUAUUGGGAGUACAGGAGUUUGAAAGUUUCUCGGCUUUGGUAUUUGGUGAUUGGGCGCCGAGAUAG
This is a messenger RNA of Kwoniella botswanensis, 1824 nucleotides long. RefSeq lists its product as uncharacterized. Lineage: Eukaryota; Fungi; Basidiomycota; Tremellomycetes; Tremellales; Cryptococcaceae. The record is from RefSeq and is a predicted model, not a curated record. Bases 1 to 1824 code for a protein of 607 amino acids. Gene Ontology annotation, cellular component: peroxisomal membrane. Gene Ontology annotation, molecular function: protein-macromolecule adaptor activity. Gene Ontology annotation, biological process: protein import into peroxisome membrane. The transcript has 7 exons.